UCUCACUAUUAAACUUUUUAUCAAACCUGAAUUUUAGACCCUCGAUCAUUUUGUUUUGAACCAACAAAUAAAUCUUUAUAUAUAUCAGUGUGAGUUCUUUGAAGAAAAUGAUUUACAAGAUAUUCGCAGGACUGGCCGCGCAUUCCGGUCAAAUUUCCGUGGGGCUCGGACAGGGAUUCAGCGCCAUUUUGAUCCCGCAGCUGCUACAAAGCAACUUCGCCGAUUCGUCCCAAACCUCUUGGAUAGCGUCCUUGGGUGUCGUAUCCAAUCCCUUGGGAUCUUUGAUCGCUGGACUGUGCGCGGAAUGGUUUGGAAGAAGGUCAGCUAUCGCUCUGGCCAGCUUGCCGCAUGCUGCUGGCUGGUUGUUGAUAGCGUUAUCAAAAAACGUGCCGAUGCUGUACGCAGGUAGAUUCAUCAGCGGAAUCGGCAUGGGCAUGGCGAACGGCCUCUACCUUUACGUCAGCGAGGCUGCAGCACCGAAUCAGAGGGCUUGGCUAGGAAGCUGCGGCCCUGUGUUAGUGUCACUCGGUGUCCUAAUGAUCUACACACUAGGUGCAUUCACGACGUGGCAGAGAGCCGCGGCGAUUAGCAUCGGACCCGCGAUCCUCUCCUUGGCACUGACACGGAUGAUUCCCGAGACCCCAGGUUGGCUGGUGGCCCGAGGACGAAGCGAGGAAGCGAAAGAGUCGUUGCUGUGGUUGCGGGGCCCCGGUUCGAGUACCGACAGAGAGUAUCAAGACUUGUGCGAGAUAAACCUGAAGAGAGAAGAGAAGAAGGAGAACCUUGUAAAAGCUCUUCACAUGCCAAGCGUGUGGAAGCCCUUUCUUAUACUCGUCGCCUUCUUCGCGUUGCAACAAAUGUCCGGGAUCUACAUAAUCCUCUUCUACGCUGUGAGCGUUCUCGAAGACAUCGACGUGGACAUAGACCUGAACGAGUACUCUGCGAGCGUUGGCAUCGGUGUGAUCAGAUUGUUUGCGUCGAUCGUUGGCGCUGGUCUCGCGAACAGCUUUGGCAGAAAAGUGCUGGCCUUUGCCAGUGGUCUAGGAAUGGCGAUCUCCGCUAUGGGCGUUGCUGUAGCCUUCAGAUUCAAGCUACCAUCGAUAAUGUCUCUGAUAUGCAUCGGAGGUCACGUAGGAUCGUCGAUGAUAGGGUUCCUCACUUUGCCCUGGGUGAUGACCUCGGAGCUGUAUCCACUGAGGUUCCGAGGACCCCUGGGAGGUAUCACCACUAGCCUAGUGCAAAUGUUAACGUUCGCGACUAUUAAACUGUAUCCAGACCUGCGUUCACUGGUUGGCAUGGAGUCCACGAUGUGGAUGUUCGGUGGUGUCAGCCUUUUAGGAGCUUUGUUCGCUAUAACAAUUCUACCGGAGACUAGAGGUCGAAGCCUGGACCAGAUAGAAAGUGGAUUCUCCAGCAAGCCAGCGUGGGAUAGUGCCAUGCAGACCUUGCCAACCGUGUGUGCUCAGCCAAGAAACAUUACGCUUCAGAAGUUCUCUUCUAUCUCCGAAGAGAAGCACCAUAACAUGCUGGCGAAUACAUAUGUUUACGAUAACUUCUGUUUGGACUUGUCUCAUGACGAUAGCGCGGAUGCUAAAAAGGAUCCUGCGAAAGGCUCGGACACCAAGAGCGACGUUAUACACACCAUCUCCUUGGAACACGUUUACCUCUGAUGAACCAAAGGAUUCCAGAAGCAUUCGUUUUCGUGAAUCUAAACCAAAGUUGGAACACCUCUGUAGAGUAACUCAUCGGCUGUACAUCUAAUUAUCAGUUGUUUCAUUGGUAGCUCUUUUUUUAUCUGAUUUAGCAUCGAUAUUUAUCUUUAGAUAGGAUCAUAGGUUGCCUUUAAAACACAUUAAUGCUAGCUAUGCAGUAGAUUUCUCAACAGAAAUUUUCUGGAUUUAGAAGGCUUAAAGAGAAAUGAAUUUGGAUAUACGCUUGGACCUUUGUAUAUGAAUAAAAGUCAGCGUAAGUGAUUAGUGAAAAGUAUAAACCGUUUCUAGAAAAGAGUGCUCCGUAAACCUAGCGUUAAAGAGAUUAUGAUAUAUGGAUACUAUGACAUAGAAGGUCGCAACUUUAAAAAGGACAAAAAUGUUCAGUUUACUCUGAAGGAAAGUGACUUUUGAGAUUCUCAUGAAACUUUUUUUUAAUGUCUACUGGAGCAAAAGAGACAAUCAGGUGUUCUGCUUCCGGUAGAGGCCAUUUUAUGUACAAUUGUUGAUUACUUUGACUGUAGUUACCGAAACUUUCGGGAAGAUGAACACUUUGGGAUGUUGUUCUCGAGGUGUUCUCGUCAUUGUGAUAUUCUAAUACUGACGACGCGAAGUAUUUAUCGAAUAACCGAUACUUGAAGUUUGCCAAACGACUCACGGUCAGUAUUAAGAUCAUUCCUACGCCUUUUUUUAAAUGUGUUCGUUGUAAGCCGUCAGACGAGUUGUCGAGGUUCGCACGAUUCUUCUAAGGCUUUAGCCAACGAUCGCUUGUUCGUUUUUACGGUGAAUGUGUUGGCACUUUAUCUACUGAUCUAUUUAGAAAGAGUCCACACCUUAGCCUAAGAUUUUGUACGGUUGCAUACAGUGUUUCAUUUUAACUUGAACUCCGUAAUAACUCAAUAACAUGGGGUUUUAACAAAAAAAUAAAGUUAUCAAUUCCAUUAUAUGAUAAAUGGCGCCCUUUCGAUAUUUCUUCAUGGCUGCCACUUUUUUAAAUGUAAGUCAAUUUUGUGUCCUAACGAAAAUUGUAACUGGUAUUGAGACGAAAACACCGGUUGUUGUUUCUUGUUUCAUUUGAAUCAGUUUUGACCGAGUUACAGCGUUUUAAAGUUUGUUGUUUUCCAAAUUCGUCUCAAUACCAGUUACAAUUUUCAUUAAAACAAACAAAUCUUUAUAUUAAUUAAUAACUCCUCUUCUGUCCCCCUCGCAACAAUAAAACAUAUGUCUGAUACAUUUUUUUGCUAAAAGCCCAUGUUUUCGAGUUAUUACGGUGUUCGAGUUAACCCUUUGCACUCGAGAGGUGACUCUCAGUCACCAUUAGAUUUCACGCAGCAAAUCUAUCAGCAACAAUGUUUCUUUAGGUUUAAUUUCUUUGGAACUCGAAGUGUCAAUAAAAUGAUUGUCGGUGAGGUAAAGGUGACCUGACUCUCAAAUCUCGAAAGCUUAGCAUUCGUGGCAAUAGAAUGCUAAGAAAACAUCUCGAGUCGCUGGUAGAUACUAGAAAAAAGGGCCCCAGUGCAAAGGGUUAAAAUGGGGCAACCUGUAUAUUAAUCUAGGCUGACUAAUGCUUCGGCGUAAAAAAACACAUCCUAGUAGUUACUUUACUGUUACAUUUACUGUUUCAGCCGUUAAAAAAUUCAUAUCUUUAUUUCUUCUAUUCAUUUAUUAAUUUUGCCCUCUUUUAGGACUCUUAAGUAGACGCUGAGUCGUCCUACCCGAGAAGAAUAGUCUGCGAAAAUCUAGAACUCUAUUUCAGUAAAUUGUGUACGAAUCGAUUUGCAAAUUUUUGAAAAACUUCAUCAAACAUUAAGUAACAACUGUCUCACUGGAAAUUAUUUCGAACGCAAAUUUCCCUCGAUACUUUUUAACGAUGAAAAUGAGAACAUCGUUAGCUAGGAGUUACUCAUUUGCAACUGAUCGUAUCGUUGGAACCUACUACGUAUCUAUAUAAAAUUAGAAAGAUUUUCCAUGACAUUCGGCCAAGUUACAGCGAUUUAUAUUUUGAAAUCUAAUUGAAUUUCAGGGAAAAACAUUUUUAUUUUUUAAACUAAACGUUGGAUGAAUAAAUUGUAAGUAUAAAAAAGUUUCGUCUUGUCAUUCUCUAUAAGGAGAAAUUUUUUCAAAAUCGAUUUGACGAAUUUAAAAAGUUCAUCUACUUGGACGUGGCGCUUAAACUAAUAUACUUCCAGCAAAAAUUGUGCCGCGGUCAAAGGGUCAAAAACUAAACUGACGAUUAACUUUUGCACACUGUUACUAGAUAUAUCAUAAGCCUUGUCUGUUUCCAAAAUUGAGCUUUGAAAGUAAAUCACCAACAACACAGUUAAUAAAUUCCAAUGUUACAUGAUACAAUUGAAAAACCUAUAAAUAAGUUCCCAGUAGAUGAAGUGUUAAUAAGCUUCUUGUCUCCAACGUUUAUCAAUCGUUAGCCUUUUACUAGCCUUCUUGAUCGACACUUAUGAAUCGCUCUUUAUAGUAAUGAAUACUUCGUUAAAAUGGUAUUAAAUUGAAUUACGAAUACAAGUAUUUGCACGUGACAGUCUUAACCAAAAUAGAGCCGAUGCCAGAUAAAUGUUUACGGCCGAAUGAGAUGUGCGUAGGACGUUUAACCACUACCAGUCGGUAAAGUGUUAAGUAUCAAUGGAAGAAGACAACCAAACAUAUCGUAGACUUUUCAAAACAAGGAUGACGAGACGUCCUCGAAACGGUAUAAUUGAGAAGUAAAAACGACGGUGCUCUCUAUUAUUAGUAAUAAUGAUCGAGUGUUUCGCAUGAGAAUGGAUUAGAAGAAUCGCGCGAGCCUGAUUAUACAACUAUUUAUGUCUAUAGAGACAUAUUUAUACUUAUAAGAAUGUUUGUAUGAUGAAAUGUUUCUUGUUGCCGAUGCAUUGCGUAACUCAUGAUACUUGUACAUACAAUUCUACGCGAACAAUUUGUAAAUAAUGUUGUUUGAUAUUGUGUAAUGCUAAAUAUACUAUUUUUUCAAAAAAGGAAA
Hylaeus volcanicus is the source of this 4701-nucleotide messenger RNA. RefSeq names its product facilitated trehalose transporter Tret1-like. The transcript has 5 exons. NCBI's taxonomy places the organism in Eukaryota, Metazoa, Arthropoda, Insecta, Hymenoptera, Colletidae. Gene Ontology annotation, biological process: transmembrane transport. The record is from RefSeq and is a predicted model, not a curated record. Gene Ontology annotation, molecular function: transmembrane transporter activity. Gene Ontology annotation, cellular component: membrane. Bases 108 to 1670 code for a protein of 520 amino acids.